AUGUCGCAACGUCCGGGGCCCUAUUCUGGUGCAAAGGGAAACGGUAAGGGCAAUGCCGGAAACGGCCGCCCGAAACGCCAACUGAAGCGCGAGGAUAGCGGAGAGGCGGCCCGCUUGAUUGCCAGUCAGGUCUUGCUUGCGGUGCCUGUUUUUUCUUUAAUAAUUGUAGGCCAUUACUUGCUUAGAGAUAUCUAUUACGAGUGUGGCGACUGAUGGAUCCUAGUGGUCUUAUUGUUUGUUCUACAAGUCAGUGGGUGGAACUCUUUGCAAAUGCGACAUAGUUUCUCUUUCGUUGUUUGGUGAAGAUUUCUAAAGGUUCGCGCCCUCCUCAAAAUCUAUAAAGUUUCUCAUCUACAACUACAAUCACACCACACAGCUGCAGGAUGGUCCCCGUGUGAUCGCUCCGUUGCGCGCCCUCUAUCGCGUUUACCGCCGCUCCCAGAGUGCUGUUGUGGCCGCAGUUCUGCAUCCUCCUCCUCCGCAGCUGCGUUGCCCAGAGCAGCAAAGCACUCAAAUGCGUAUGCCGCGAUUCUCGACCAAGGCCAAAGAGAUUGCGAGCGCUGUGAGUGGGACGCGCAUUGGCAACUUGCUGAAGGCUGCCACCUUGGACGAGUUUGCUGGUGAUGAUUUUACGUUGAUGGAGGUACUUUCCUACUUUGCUUUGAAGCACUUCUAUAGUUGAGCACUUCCUGAGAAUCUAAAUGAGGAAACGAUGCACGUUGAAAGUUUCUAACGUCAUGAAUUGCUAGAACUGGAGUAGGUCACGUUCAUCCUGAUAAGUGUGCUCAUAUAUUUUCAUCUAAAUCUAACAGAGCUCCAUCCUGGUCCGCGGCAUCAGCCAAGCCACGCCCUCCGCCGCCGCUAACCUGAUCGGAGGAAUCGACGAUAUUGCGAAACGUUCGACCCUCGGGGACCGCAAAGCUGAAAUGGAGGAAUGCGCGGUGGAGGCGUUCUUGGGUGGUGUUGUCAAAGGCAACAGUCAGGACAACAGCCGUGGCUUAUUGUCCGUGAAAGUGUGGCGCUGA
Amoebophrya sp. A25 is the source of this 1025-nucleotide messenger RNA. The record is from the annotation of a GenBank genome assembly. NCBI's taxonomy places the organism in Eukaryota, Dinophyceae, Syndiniales, Amoebophryaceae.